ACUUGACAUAAAAAAGUUGGAACCAAAAAUAACCAUUUAGUUAAUUCACUUGAUACUCCGAGUUAACUUUUAGAAUAGAUUUUAACUUUUAACUUUGAUUAGUUUUAAUUGAACUUUUUCUUCUUCUUCUUCUUCUUUACAACGUGUAACCUUUAUGUUUAUUUUAUCGUAAUUUAAAUCAUGUUAUUUGGAUUUGGAAUUGCAAAUGAGAGACGGAAUUAAAUUUCUUGGGCAAUUUAAGUUUUCUAUUAAAAGUUAACCUUUGAUCGUUGAAACUUUCGUCGCCCUUUCAACGCAUUUAAACAAUUAUGAGAGUGACAAUGUUGGUAACGAUAUUGAUGAUUGUUUUAGUUCAUCUGAAUGAAAUUGUUUCAGCUCAUUGGAGUGACGAAGGUCAAACGGGCAAUGGUCUGGGUAAAUUGUCCGCUCUCGAUGUGAUCUGUGGUAAAGAUCAUAUGACAGUUCGAGCUGAAUUUGCUGGUCCCUUCCACGGGAUAGUGUUUUCCAAGGGGACUUAUGGUCAAGACAAUUGUGUUUACAUAAAACCCUAUUCAGGAGUGACCCAUGCGACAUUUAAAGUUUACUAUGACCAGUGUGGUACUAAGCCCGAUCUUCAAAGUAAAUAUUAUGAAAACACUGUAGUUAUUCAAUAUGGAACUGAUAUUAUCGAAGCUUGGGACGAAGCGAAAAGACUUCGCUGUGAAUGGUUUGAGGCUUAUGAGAAACCGGCCACUUUUCGUCCCGCGAUUCCUGUUGCUGAUCUUGAUGUGGUCGAAAUGAAUUUCCAAGGAGAUGAUAUCGAUUGUUGGAUGGAAAUUCAAGAAGGUAAAGGUCCUUGGGGCCGUGAGGUGUCGCGAAUUGUGCCUGUUGGUCAACCAAUGACCAUUGUGAUCGCAAUUAAUGAUUAUGGUGGUGAAUUUGAUAUGAGAGUUAAAUCAUGUUUCGCUCAUGAUGGAGUCAAACCUCCUAUUCAAAUGACUGACGAACAUGGUUGUGUCCUUCGACCUAAAAUGUUGACCAAAUUUGAAAAGGUCAAAGAUCCAAAUGGUAAAGCAACCGUCAUCUCUUAUUCGCAUUUCUAUGCAUUCAAGUUCCCCGAUUCGAUGAAUGUUCAAAUCCAAUGUACAGUUGAAGUCUGUCGACAUGGUUGUCCCGAUGCCUGUCAAAAGACACCAUAUCAACACAAACCCGACAAACAGUUCAAACAACAAGUUUCCUUUUCAUAUACUCAACGAUCAUCCCAACCAGCGCUCCAAAGCUCCAGUAGCCAUCAUCAUGUUGCUCCAGUUCAAAAGGAAUCAACUAAUGUACAAGAUUUACACGGAUUAGCAUCGAGUGAUUCAUCUUCUUUGCCUUCAUCCUUUGUCUCAUCAUCUUCACCACAAGUGAUUCCUUCAUCAACUCCAUCGCCACCAGCACCAUCUUCAUCUUCUGAUCAUGGAUCAGGUCAACAGUAUUUGUCUAAAGGCUUCGAUUCUAAACGAUUAGCCGUCUACUCAAAAGACGAAGCUAAAGUUUCUAAUAGCUCAUCACCUUCAUUUGAUAACAAUCAGAAUACUGGAUCAGUAGAUCUUGGUGAUAAUAAUUCUGAUAGCAAUGAAGAUGAAGCUCCGAUUGAUGAAGAAGAGUCUAAAUUUUCAAAAGAAGGCGAUUAUCAAGCUCAACCUUCAAACGAUCAGAAAGUUGUUGUUCCUCAAACGCCUCAUCACCCACCGCCUUCACUUUCCUCUCCUUCAUCUGAAUCAUCUCAAUCUUCAUCGUCAUCCGCCUCAGAAGGCGGCGAAGAUGAUAAACCCGUUUUCGUCCAUGACCAGAAUGGACCAAAAGAAUCGAUAUUUUCUAAACUAGCCAACGAUAAUUACGACAAAGCCGCUGAACUGUUCAAAGAUCUCGGUGUUAAUGUUGAUAUUGCCAAAUUUGCCUCCGGGUUCAUCCAUGGAAUUGAUUCAAAUAACAACAAUGAACAAAAUAUCGCCUCGUUAUUGGAAAAUAAUAAAGUGAGAGACAUUGUUGAAGCCUCGGGAAUCAAUUUGAAGGAAUCUAAUCAUCUAAUUCCUCAAGUACAACCAUUAAUUAGUAAACCAAUUAAAGAUACUAAUGGCGGCAGUAAUGAUGAGGAAGAGCAUUUAAAUCCUGAUGAAUUAUCUGUCAUCGCAGGAAAUUCUGAACACUUGACAUCUCCAGUUCCAACAUCAUCUUAUCCUUAUUCAUUAUUGAAUAAUAAUGGAAACGCUAAUAAACAAGAAACAGGUCAUCAGCAACAAUUUAAGCAACAAGCAAAUGAACAAUUUAGAGAAACUUCAACAGCAGGAACUCAAAGUCAAAUUAAUCAAAAUGGUCCGGAAAAAGGUCAAUUAUCAGGGAUUAAUAAUCUAAAUAAUAAUAAUAACAUAAUUUCCAAUCAUCAAAGUUCAUCUUCAAUCAGUUCAUUGAAACCCACAAAUUCCGGUAUCAAAGUGAAUCAACAUGAUAAUCAGAAUGUGAGACCUGAUAAGAAUCCUGAGCCUGAAGCACCAACGGGAUUGAACCUUGAGAAUCCGGUUGCCCAAGUUGUCCCCUUACAAUUAGGGAUCGGUCCAAUCAAUAGUUUUGUCCCACCUAAGUUUCAACCAAACUUGAUGCCUCCUCAGCCUCAGGGAGGAUCACAGCAACAUCCUCAUCCUUUAGUUCAUCAACAACACAAACAGAAGCCAAUUCAUCAUUCACUUCACCCUCAACCUCAACCUCAACUUCAUCCUCAUCCUCAUCCACAUUCACAACCAAAACCACAACUUCAACCACCGCAUCUGAAUCAUCAUCAUCACCAACAACAACAACAAAGACCAAUAAUAAUCGACGGAAUCCAAUUGCGACCUCAGCACCAACCCCAUGGAUCUCCACAUGUCCACCAACAACAACAACACCCACCACAAUUAAAUCUUCAACAACGUCCACCGAAUCUCCCUCUUCAUCGAGCCGCUUCUCUGUUGGCCAAUUUCGCCGGAUUAUCUAAUUUAAAUCUUCCUUUUUUAACUUCUAUUCAACGUCAAGAUAAUCAGCGAAACAUUAAUCACCCUCCGGUUCCUUCAGGCCCAAUUUCGGCGACAUCGGCCUUCCCUCAUGGCCCUCGAUCUUUCCGAUCUAAAAGGUCACCCUCGUCCGAACCCAUUGUAAGUGUGAAAAAGGGAUUUCAAGUUGUCACCUCAAUCGAUCUUGAUUUCAAUCCCAAUUCAACCGAAUUACCGGAAAUUUAUGAAGGUCGACGAGAGGAAAUCAUCUAUGGUGUUUGCAUGCCCUUCAACGGGCUAAUUGCUUCACUUGUAACUAUCAUCGCAAUAAUUGUCUUUUCACUAAUUUCUUCAUUUGUUUUAAUAAGAAGAAUCAAUAAGCUGAGAAAAGAGAAAAUUGAAUUUUCUUGAUCUUUUUCAUUUCUAAAUAAUUAAUUUAUCUUCUGUAAUCUAUUAAUCGUAUCACAUGAAAAAAGAAACUGUUUCAUUUUCAUAUCAAA
Molecule: messenger RNA, 3487 nt
Organism: Panonychus citri (citrus red mite)
Lineage: Eukaryota; Metazoa; Arthropoda; Arachnida; Trombidiformes; Tetranychidae
Product: myb-like protein I
Exons: 2
Coding region: 309-3398 (1029 amino acids)
Source: RefSeq, a predicted model, not a curated record